This is a messenger RNA of Arachis duranensis, 1829 nucleotides long. RefSeq lists its product as uncharacterized. The transcript is spliced from 6 exons. The record is from RefSeq and is a predicted model, not a curated record. NCBI's taxonomy places the organism in Eukaryota, Viridiplantae, Streptophyta, Magnoliopsida, Fabales, Fabaceae. The coding region runs from base 1 to 1506 and encodes 501 amino acids.
AUGGAAGCUCCAUCCUUCUCUCUGGGCCUCGAUUUCACUUUCGAUUCCCAGCCACCUGAAACUGAACCUGAACCAGAACCACAGUCUCCAAUCCAUCCUCCUCCAAUCAACGAUGGCAACGAUUUGAAUCAAGAGGAAGUACCCGAUUCCGACCCGGAUGCCGCACCCGAAGACAUCGAAGAGUUCUCCUCACAAGACAAUGACCACGAUCGCCUUCGAGUAAAUGCACAUUCAUCAACAAGGAGCCAUCCAGUGUGUAGCAGCUCCAAGGUCUCAUUGAGUGGUUCUGGAUUUUUGACUCCUCAUUCGUCAUCUAGGGUUACAAAACGGAAGGAACCUUGUCCUGAUGAUGUUCCGGUUUCUGCUAAAAUGGAAACUGGUUAUCGUGGGUUGAUGUUUCCCAAAUUAACAACUAGUCCUCUCCGAAGGUUUAAGUUGCUCUCUGAUUCUGAUUCCGAUUCUGAUUCGGAUGUAGAGGAAAUUGUGGCGAGUAAAGAAAACAAGAAUGCAGCUGCUCCUGUUCAGCAAAGUACAACGAAAUCGAAGUGUAGUGUGGACCAAGAUCAUGACCUGUGGAAGGAUUUUUCUCCUGUAAAGAAAUUUUCGAUUCCCACACCUGCGUUUGAUGAGUUUUGUGAGGAGUACUAUCAGUCUGUGAAGAACAAGGGAGUAGCAAAUUCGGGGAUUGAUGUGGCUGGAAGUUGCUCCAAGAGGUCUCUUGGGGUUAAUACAGCAAAAAACAAGGAAUCUGAGAGCUCAGGGAUUCAUGUGGCUGGAAGUUGCGGAACAGGGCAUACGGGAGUUAAUUCUAGCUGCCAAGGUGAUCAGCAGCAUUGGGAGUCUGAAGGGCCUCUUCCUCCUGCUCACCGGUACUUUUUCCAUGCUGAUCCAAGGAUUCAGCAAUUGGUCCGCAGCAGACUCAGUAAUUUUUCUCCGCUAGGCAUCAACAAAGUGAAUCAACAAGCUAAUGCGUCAAAUAUCGAUUACAUGGGACAAUUUGGCAAUGGGGGAGCUUCUGCCCAGAAAGGUCCUGUUAAGAGCUCGACAAGGGGGAAUAACAGAUCAAGAAAUUUUUCUGCUGAGGAAAACUUAGGUGCUUCCGAAGGCUGGGUGGAUCCUAGAGCCAGAGGUGUUUCGCAGUUCAGCAAUGGAGAAUCUUCUAGAAAGAAAGCAACAAAGAGGAAUGGCUCUAAGAAGAACCAGACAAACAAAUCAAGUUCUUCGAAUGUUUCGCAUACUACUACAAACUGGGUGGAACCCAAGAGUCGCACCAGUAUACCAAAGGAUGCGGGCAAACGGCGUGUUCAAGCAAGUGGUCAAUCCGUUGGUCAUUGGUUUACAUCACCUGAAGGAAGAAAGGUUUAUGUCAACAAAAGUGGACAGGAGCUAACAGGCCAAGCUGCAUAUAGACAGUAUCGGAGGGAGAGUGGUGCAGGAUCCAGGAAGUCAAAAAAGAAAACUAGUGUCAAAAGGGAAAAUUCCAAGAAGAGAAACCGAAACAAUUGAUAGCGGAAUAUGUUUCUUCCCAACAUGGUUCACAUCCUGUAUAUUACUUUGUAGAUCCAAUUAGCAUUACCCAAUUAUAGGUUUGGUUGUGUUAAAUUUUCUAUAAGCUUCUCGUGUCAUGUUUUCAAAUGGUGGCAAGAGAACUAGCAAUCUAGAAUGCAGCAUCACCCUUCAUUCUUGUGUUGCUUCUGAAGUUUCAAUGCAAAAUAAUCAUCACAAGUGAUCAAUGUGUUGAGCUGAUAUCAAUUGCUCCCAUGAAAUGAAGUCAACUUGAGAUAUUGUUUCAAGUGGUCCAAAUUGAUGCUUUGGUUCCUUUUCCGUUC